AUGCCGUGGCUUGAAACGGCACCUGGCCGCUAUGAGCGUCCUUUUGAUACCAUCGAGCGCUUCUACCGCGGUAUUGCGGCUUCUGGUGCUCAUCUUGGAAAGCAGCACUGGCUUGUCUCCAGCGUUGUUCAAUGCAAGCACCAUAUUUCCACAAUAGAUCUGCAGGAUGCAUGGAAAUCUCUUCGUCACCAGCACCCACAGAUUGCAGCAAGUGCUGACGACAACGGGCUCAACUUUGUUUACAACGUGCCUUCAACCGAGGCCCUUGACGUCUGGGUACAGGAAACCUUGGUCAUCCACUCAGACAAAGAGAAUCAAAAUGUUGAGGAAUUAGACUCUGCUCUCGCCCCCUCGGACCGAUUCAUGCUGUACUAUCUUCCACACUCCCGACAGCUUCUCUUUCGCGCGCCACACUGGCGAACGGACGGCAGAGGCAUGAUUAUUCUACAACACAGCUUCUUCACCCUUUUAGCCGCGGGUGCGGGUCGAACAAUCUUGUUUGAUGGAUCGGAGGCCUCACAACUGCCUGCACCGUUUGACGAGGCAGCCGAACUAUCUCUGGAGACAACGCCUGAAAUGAGCCAAUCUUCCGAUGCACUUCUGUCUUCACUCUCCGGGUCUAUACCAGCGACUCUGCGGGAGAGUUUGCCCAACACAAUACCGACAAUUUCACAACGUUCCACCAUUCAGCUACCCCAGGAGUUGAGCGAGAAAAUUAUCAGGGCUAGCAAGGCCCGAGGCCAGACCGUCACAACAACUGCACAUGCCGCUCUCUUUACGGCCCUGCGAGAAUACGCAGAUCCCAUUGACGGUCGUUUCAUCUGUUUCAACCCAUUUGACCUCCGCCACCAUCUUCCUCCACCCUGGAAUGGCCUCGCGGGGGCGGCGUCGCUUUAUCAUACUGGCAAGCCCUGUAGCAUCGAGCUCGCGCAGUGCCCUGACUUUAAAUCGCUUGCGCACUUGCUAUCUCCUUUCUACCGGAACGAGCUGAAGCCACUAUUCGGUUUUUUGGUGGAUUAUAUGAAUAAGCUGGACAAAAUUUUGGCUGCCCCGUUAGAGGUUGCUAUCCAGGGGCCAGGUGCUGCACGCGCCGACCUCAGCUCUUUAGGGGUGAUCGAUAACUACCUACACACCCGGUAUACAGGUGUUGCGGGAACAUUUGAAAUUGAGGAUUGGUUUCUCGGCGUUCAAAUCAUCACUCGUCUCCUACAGAUGUACCUAUGGACAAGGGACGGUAAAAUCCACCUUUCGUGUAAUUAUAAUGCAGCAUUUUAUAAGGGGGAGUUUGUUCAGCAGCUUUUGGAGGGGUGGAAGGAUGUGUUGGUCAAGGAACUCCUGCAUAUAGCGUGA
Messenger RNA from Penicillium cataractarum, 1350 nucleotides. RefSeq lists its product as uncharacterized. Bases 1 to 1350 code for a protein of 449 amino acids. The transcript has a single exon. The record is from RefSeq and is a predicted model, not a curated record. Lineage: Eukaryota; Fungi; Ascomycota; Eurotiomycetes; Eurotiales; Aspergillaceae.